Molecule: messenger RNA, 691 nt
Organism: Sphaeroforma arctica JP610
Lineage: Eukaryota; Ichthyosporea; Ichthyophonida
Exons: 5
Coding region: 104-691 (195 amino acids)
Source: RefSeq, a predicted model, not a curated record
CUAUCACAUACGAAGCAGCUUGUAGCCUUGUAUAAGGAGACAUAAAUAUAGUGUUCAUAUCUUGAGGAGAUGCGAUAAUUUAGUAGCAGAGUUGGUGCGGUUUAUGUUGAACAGGAUGUCGUCGCCUAAUUUGGUCUCGGGCAACGCCAUUGCCUAUGUCGCAGGCAUGACCUGCAUAUUUCUUGGAUCGUAUGCAUUAGAGAAAGUGCGAGAACAAUUGAACAGAUCCUUGGACUCUAAUCCCGAAAACUUCCAGGAUGGAAUCACUCUGGAUGCUCUGGGACAGCUUACUCGCAGUGAAAAUGUAGCAUUGCAGAGGAGUGCGGCACAGAUGCUGAUGGACCGCGCCAUGCAUGAUGAGAAUCUUCAGGACAUAGUACUGUCUUGUCAGAAUACCUCAGACCGCCUCGAUCGCCUGAAGGCUUGUACCACUCUAGGGCUCCUUUCGAAGAAUGAUGAAAACCGGCCCAAGAUUCUGCGGUGUGGAGGACUGGAGGCACUUGCCGGGUGUCUGAUUGAUGCCGACAGUGAUUUGACACUCAAGCGUGUCACUAUCAUCGGGGUGUUCGAUCUCAUCUACAACAGUGACGAGAACAAGGAUUGCCUCGUCGAGUUCGGCAUGUUGCCGGCGCUGCUAGAGAUUCUUGAGGUUUGUGUGUAUAACCAUAUGCAGGAAAAUGUAAACACAUGA